AUGAUAAUCUUCUAUGUGGCAAUCUGUUCAUCAAUCAUUCCAUGCAUUUUUCAAAAGAAAAAUCGAAAUGCAAAAUCGACGAAACAAUCUAGCGCGGCUCGAUCUCCGAAUGCAGCUGGAACUGGAGCUGGUGCCGCUCAAAAUGCUACUGGUGCUAGUGCAACAUCAAUCAACAAAUCACCGGAAAAAUUGGAUGAUCCAGCAAAAGUCAAGUCGAAGGUUUUGAGUGUGAAUGCGAAGAAGAUUAAGAGUGAGAAAAAGGUUGGAAAGAGUCAGAAGGCUGGAAAUGUUGAUGGUGGAGAUGAAAAAGAAGGUGGAGCUGAUAAUGGAGGAGGACAAGGGGGAGGUAAGUUUGAGAAGGAAGUUCUAGCAAUAAGUGAAGACUCAAAAGCUUACUGUUUACAACUCGCUUCUUUCGAGUCUAAUAAAAAUGACGUGGCAUCAGUGCUCCAGUUUCAAAAAAUCAAUUAGGUCACGUUCACGUAAAAAAAAUCACCGGAUUUUUAUUUUCUAUUUCUAGAGCAUUCGUUGCAGUUUCAGUAAUUCUUGCAGUUCGGAACAGUCCUAGAAUACAGUAAAUCUUGCAGUCUGAAUCUGAGUCACAGUAAUCAUACCAAAAAAUAUUACUCAUGUUAGACUCGAGCAGAGCAGGGGAAACCACUAGCUUCUGCGAACGAGGAAUCAUCUUGAAAACCCCGGUUUUUUUUGCAGAAAACGACGAUGGUGUGAAAUACGACGAAGAGGGAAAUGUGGCUGAAAUGCCGAAACACGAAAAAACAGUUCGAAUCGAAAUGCAAGACGAUGCGUCAAAAACCAAAUCAACUCGAACAUCCGACCAAAAAUAUGGACAAAAUGCUGCCAACAAAGAUUUGGGUCUUGUUUUAUACGAAGUUGAUGAUAAACAAUCACCAAUAACUCCUCCGGUUUUGAAAAAAACAAUAAGUAAAGAAAAGGAGACGGAGAAAAAGGAGAAAAAAGAUAAGACAAAAAAGAAAACGAAGAUUUUGGAUAUUUUUAAGAAGGAGCAAGAUGGUUCGAAAGUUGAUGCAACUCAGGAUGCAAGUGAGAAAAAUUAG
Messenger RNA from Caenorhabditis angaria, 1076 nucleotides. NCBI's taxonomy places the organism in Eukaryota, Metazoa, Nematoda, Chromadorea, Rhabditida, Rhabditidae. The record is from the annotation of a GenBank genome assembly.